Messenger RNA from Cucurbita maxima (winter squash), 1173 nucleotides. RefSeq names its product beta-carotene isomerase D27, chloroplastic. The record is from RefSeq and is a predicted model, not a curated record. The coding region runs from base 227 to 1024 and encodes 265 amino acids. NCBI's taxonomy places the organism in Eukaryota, Viridiplantae, Streptophyta, Magnoliopsida, Cucurbitales, Cucurbitaceae. The transcript has 6 exons. Gene Ontology annotation, molecular function: iron ion binding.
CUUCAAUGGUCUCAACCGACAUGAUUGUAACUUCAAUUUCAUCUAAAGUACCUCAUUCCGUUCCCUAUAUCUCAAUGUCUGCCCUAUUCUUGCCCACGUCUCUAAAAUUGUGAAUGGAUAGAAACGAGACGAUAUCAACCACCCAGAACGUGUAUCGUAUGCAUCGUUAGGAUAUCAUAUCAAAGCAAAAUUUGAAGAGGAAGAAUCAUAUAGUACCAUACCACAAAUGGUGGUCUUGAAGCUACAAAGCGCCCAAUUCUUCACAGCUCCGUGUGAGAUUAGGAGUAGAAAAAGGGGGAAUGGUCAGAAAUUUAGUAGAAUUAUUCGAUGUGGGAUUGCGGAGGCUUCUGGUGAGCCAGCGCCAUUGGGCCAAAAAACCAAAUACAAUGAUGGGCCAUUUGAGAAGGUUUUCAUGACACUUUUUGCGAAGAAAAUGGAGCGAUACGCAAAUUCGAAGGAGCAAACGAAGAAGAUCGGAUGGUGGGAUUUUCUUUAUGACUACGAACGAUUUGUCGAUGCUUCAAAAAGGGUAAUGCAAGGGAAGAAUCGUAUGCAACAACAGCUCGUGGUUCGUGAGGUUCUCUUGUCUAUGCUCCCUCCCGGCGCUCCGGCUCAGUUCAGGAAAUUGUUUCCUCCGACGAAAUGGGCUUGUGAGUUCAAUGCUUCGAUAACGGUGCCGUUCUUUCAGUGGCUAGUCGGCCCAUCGGAGGUUGUGGAAGUGGAGGUAAACGGUAUAAAGCAAAGAAGUGGAGUUCAUAUAAAGAAAUGCAGGUACCUCGAGAACAGUGGGUGUGUGGGUAUGUGUGUGAAUAUGUGCAAGAUACCCACACAAGAUUUCUUCACCAACGAAUUUGGGCUCCCUCUCACCAUGAAUCCGAAUUUUGAAGACAUGAGCUGUGAGAUGAUAUACGGUCAAGUUCCACCGCUGUUCGAAGAGGAUCCCGUGUCGAAGCAACCGUGCUACAAGGAUAUAUGUUCCAUGUCCAAUCCUAGCUCGUCGUUAUGUCCUAAAUUACUAGCUUAAAUGACGUUCUUUCAUGGUUUGAUUCUGUUCAUCACCAUGUCUGCAUACGUUGUCGGAUACAUACUGUAGUGUAUAGAUUCUCUUGCUGUGUUAGAGAGGCAACAAUGUUGUUUCUUUGCAAAAACUUUACUAUGUUUACUUUUUUUUUU